Messenger RNA from Thrips palmi, 2639 nucleotides. It is a transcript of the gene DCAF12, whose product is annotated as DDB1- and CUL4-associated factor 12. NCBI's taxonomy places the organism in Eukaryota, Metazoa, Arthropoda, Insecta, Thysanoptera, Thripidae. The coding region runs from base 1 to 1383 and encodes 460 amino acids. The record is from RefSeq and is a predicted model, not a curated record. Gene Ontology annotation, molecular function: protein binding. Gene Ontology annotation, cellular component: Cul4-RING E3 ubiquitin ligase complex. The transcript is spliced from 7 exons.
AUGGCUCAAACCACACGGAUGGCCGUCUACGGCCGCACUCCUCCCUGUGCGCACAGGGCACGACUGGCAGAUCGGGUGGAAAGAGGCAAGAAGGAACGUCAAGAAAGAACAAGGAAGUCUGACCAGAAACCAGAGGACUUUGUGGCUUACGAUAGCUCUGAUGACGACUUCGAAAACGACCCCAAUGAAAAGCUGUACCUUAGGACUUCCAACAAUUUUGUGGAUUAUUUAAAUAGUCGUGAAUCUGGAAUGAAAGAAGUACGAACAGUGAAAAAUUACUAUGGUCAAAGACACAUAUUAACGCAAGAAAAGUUCAAAGAGCAUCCUGUCCCUCAACUGGGUAACAUCAAUAAAAUCUUUUGCUCUCAGUGGUUAAGUGAUAGACAGGUUGUGUUUGGCACAAAGUGCAACAAGCUAAUGGUUUAUGAUGUUGUCAAGCAUCAACUAGAUCAUAUACCCUCCCUUCGGGGAUCUUCAUCUCGACAGACUAUAACAGGGCCUCCAACAGACCAGCAAACUGGAAUACAUUCUGUCCAGAUCAAUCCCUCUCGAACGCUGCUUGCCACUGGUGCUCGCAACCCCAAUGAAAUUGCUGUUUAUAGACUGCCCACAUUAGAUCCAGUUUGUGUAGGACAGAACGCACAUACAGACUGGGUGUUUGAUAUGUGCUGGCUUGAUGACCAAUUCCUUGUUUCUGGGUCACGAGACACAAGAAUGGCCCUUUGGAGAAUUCAAGAAGAUGAACUACUUGGAUUGCAGGAGGUUCCCACUUAUGGAUUUGUUAAUCCAUUGGAGGUGAAAGAGUGCAAGUCAGCACAGAAAGUAAGAGCGCUAGCAUUCAACAAAACUAAAAAGGAGUUGGCUGCUCUUUCUCUUAAUGGUUACAUUCAUAUUUGGAGUGCUGACGACUUUAAACAGAGGUCGUCAAAAAAGCUACCAUCAUGUCAGGAGAAUGUCUGUAUGGCAGUAUCUGACUCAGGCUUGUACGCUAUUGGAUGCCGGUCCUAUACUCUCCUUUUGGAUCAGAGAACUCUGCAGUCAAUCAAGAAAAUACCGUCCCGUUACACAGGCUGUGGUAUACGCUCAGCAAGCUUUCAAGGUAACAUCUUGACCAUUGGAACUGGUGUGGGAAUGUUAAUGUUCUAUGACCAUCGGGCCGGAAAGUACUUAGAGUCCAGCAUCAACUCCAGUCGUACAGUUGUCUUAAAAGCGUCUCGAGGAUAUGUGUUUCCCAAUGAAGAAUAUGUGGACGGAUUUCAACAAGUGAAAUACACCCCUGCCAUUUACACUCAUUGUUAUGAUGCCUCAGGUAUCCGGUUGUUUUCUGCAGGCGGACCUUUACCUGCUAAUUUACAUGGUAAUUAUGCUGGACUCUGGCAAUGAUAAUGGUAAUACUGUCUUCUUUAGCUAAUCUGUGAUUAAUUACUGACUGAGGUAAGAGAUUAAGUCCUUUCAUAUUAUUAUGAAGCUGAAGGACAUGAGUAGCUUUCUUUCAAUUUCAACUGCUUGUUAUCAUUUAAUUUAGGGCUAUCUCAAGUCCCAAAGGCCCUCUACCUCUCCAAUUUAAAGAAAGGAAUGGCAGAAUUUGGUUACUUUAUUGACGUGAUGAAGUAGAUUUGUAAAUCCACCCUGUCUUUGUUUCCCGUACUGUGCAGUAUUAUUGAUGAAAUAACCUGCUAAUCAAUGGAAUAACUGUUCUCAAAUUUUCCCAAAACCGAUGUACAAGCACUGUUCCAAUUUUUUCUUACAUAGAAGUAUCUUUGGUUAUAUCGCAUACCAGCAAGGUUCAUUCCUUCAGAUGCUAACUUUUGAUUUCCCAUAGCCCUUAUUACAAGCGACUCUCAAUGUAUCUUCUGCUGGAGUUUCAAGAAAUAAAAAAUUCUAUUCGUUUUUUGUUUGCUUGUUUGAGUUUGCUCUCUCAAGUAUGGGGCAUUCGCAAAGUUGGGGGAGAUUUGAUUGUUGAAAUCAUAUUUUAUUAACUUAUGGUUUACUGGAUAGGUUUACUUCAGGUGAUGUUUUUGUGGUGUUAACAAAAAAUAUUGCUGUUUAUGAAAUGUUCAGAGCUCAGUAACUCGGUGAAUCCUGUGAGUUGCCUUGAACUGAACUUGAACGUAAAAAGAAAGAUACAAUCAUGCAACUUUCUUUGACAUAAAUGGUUGACCAGUUUGCUUUCUGUCACACUUCCAAGCAGAUAGCUUUAGCUGUCACUGUCAACACUUAGCUCGAGCUCUUAGUACAGGAUUAAUUUUACUGCCUAAUUAAUGAGACCUGUAAUGGGGGAGAAAGAAACCGUAUAAGUGAUUGUGUGAUUGAUUUCUGCUCUUGCGCUUCGGAAUAAGACCAUUGUGGUCCCCUAGGAUGGCUCUACUCUCAAGGGAACUCCUUUGCAAAUUUGUGUCAUUUUGACCAAUCGUAGCAUUGAGUUCUGGGUGAAGAUUUAGGAAAAUAUGCUUGAAUCCUGCUCCUGAAAACUACAUCACUGAAUCAUUCUGUAGGGUUUUUGUAUUAGUAUUAUGGAAAAAUGUCUCAAAUGUUUGUAACCUUGGCUGUAUGGAAUGCAAGAGGUUGUAUAAGUUUUCUUAUGUGUGAUCUUUAUAUUAUGGUAGGAUCCUAAUAAUUAACAUGUUGACUGAAAAGAC